AUGUCGAUUUAUGUUUUUUUUCUGUUCCUUAUCUAUUGUUCUGUUUCAUGGUGUCAAUACGAUCUCGCUGAUGUUACUCGAGACACUCGAAUGUCUGUUAACGAUGAUAUGUUUGUUACCGCUUCGAAUGCUUUUAUCAAUUUCGCUGUUCUCCUCUAUCCGUUCAGAAAUGCUACCGCAGGCGAACCUAUCUCUUGUAAUAUUAUCUAUAGUACAAGUGAUUUCUUCGUUCGUAGUAUAGCCGUCGUAGGUGUGACAAAAAACAGUACAAAUUCUGAACAAUUUAUGUAUGUUUUCACUGCGGAGAAAAUGUCAACGAUCACUCCAUAUGUGUGCACUGUUACGGUAACGAAAUCAACAUGUGCCGCAAGUUAUUCAUGCACAGUUCUUGGUAGGAAUGGAUACCAUCCAGAAUAUUUCCUAGUUGGUGUUGAUACAAAUAGCACACAUGCCUAUGGAUUUACAAGUGAAUUUGUAUUUAAAUUGGAUAUUUAUGCAAAUGAGAUCGUUCUAAAUCUGACUACGGAUGAUGUGUGGCCAUCUCAGAGUUUCAUUCCACACGCUCUAGAUGUUGCCGAUACAUGGGCAGUUGUGGCUGGCUACGGAUACGAAUAUCUUCUCGUUCAAGGUGAGAAUAGGUGCGUAGUUUUACAUGUUAUAUUCAUUUAUUUUCGUACAGGUACAUAUCGAGCACUUUAUCAAACAGUUGGGUGUUUGAUUGAUCUUUCUCAGUUAAUCAAUGCCUCCUGUGUACCGAUCACAUCUGAAACGUCCUAUUUGAUUCCGUCAAAUGUCAUUUCAUACAAUGAACUUUAUGAACUAUCAGUCGCUAUCCGUGGCCAGAAGGUACUGAUCGGAAUCCCUCGUCUUUCAUCAGUUGUCAUUCUUUGUCAUUUUGGAUCGUCAUUGAAUGUGACUCGAACACAUCUAUUAUCUUUCAUGUCUUCUCCUUCCAUUGGUCGCGUUGUCGAUUGGUCUGACGAUACAACAAUAGCUAUUUUAAUUGAUGAUGCAUAUGAAACAGAUUGGUCAACCACACAAAUAUUCUUUUAUGAUGAAGAUCUAGUGACAAUAACAUCUCCGUUCUUCACUUUUCCUAAUAAUCAACAAAUCAUGGGCACUCGUUUACUACGCCCAAAAAUCGCUCGUUUCAUGAUAACUACUGGAGGUAAUAUGGGCAUGAUUACUAGUAAUGACGAUAUGCUGAUUAUUCCUCUUGCAUCUACGGGCUACGUUUCGACAUGGAAUGAAACAACGAAACGAACUUUUUCAUUCUAUUACAUACCAACUAUCUGUAUAGGCGGCACGUACAAGAAUCGUUCAAGUUUAGGCCCCUGUAGCAUUUGUCCUCCAGGCACUCGAAAUCCAAGUCUAUCUUCUACUGGAAUUUCUCAAUGUAUGUCAUGUUCAUCGAAUGCAUCUUGCCCACUGGCGUCAUUAUCGGAAAUCAAUUUCACUACGGCAGCUUCGUACAGUCAAGCAGUACCCUAUCCUGAAACGACAGAUGCAACCGACAUUGAAGAUUUUCUCAUAGAGAAUGUCUUUCAAAUCAAUUCGAAACCGCAUUGUGUACUUAUUUCUCCUCUUUUCUGGGCACUCGUAGUCGGUGGCUUAUGUCUUUUAUAUUUGACAUUUAUUCUUCUAACUCAUCUAUUCAAUUGUACAUCGUGCAUGAGAUGUCACGGGAGAGCGAAGAUAGUCUUCAAACAUACGGAUAUUAUCAAUGAAGGUGAGAUGUGGCUUGGUGGCUUAGCAACAUUUGCUAUUGUUGUUCUGGCCGCGUUUACGUAUUGGUUUUCAGUUUCAUUUAUUCGUCGCUAUCCAAUUGAGAAUAUUUUCCAACCAGCUACAUUUGCCUGUGACGAAUCAUUGAUUAAUGCACAAUUUUCAACAGGUCUUGAACUUCUCACUAUCCCGAAAUCCAACGAAGCUCAACCGAUUUUCAAUCUACUUGAUAAGCAAACGUUUAAUUUAACAGUAGAAUUAAUCAAUACGGGAUUUGCAUGUUCUUCUAUUACGGUGCAAGAAAAUCUUCUUACUUCGAAAUAUGUUGUCUUACCAAGUGAUUGUCAUCGAUCAAUAGAAAUAGCCAUAACAUCAGUAACAAUCACGUUGCCAAAACAUUUAACUACGAUACAAGUCAACAUGACUGGCCCAUAUUCAAUUGGCGGCAUUCGUCUAUGUGUUCGAGGUCAAGGUGAAACAAAUGGAGCCUAUACAUUACGUGAGCUUGAUUUUUGUCAAUUCUAUAUGACAGCGAACCAAGUCAUAGGAAGAUAUACUUAUGUGCCAAUUGUCUUCGUUAAAAAUAUCAAUGUGACACAAGCGCUGGAUACGAAAGAUCCCACAGUGUACUCAGGUAUAUGGAUGCCGACAUUCAGUGAAGUAUCACUUUCUGAUGAAGAUUAUUAUACUGAAUAUGGAAAUUAUUUACGUUAUACGUCAUCAUUAACCGUUUUGCAGGUCAUGUUUGAUGAACAUCCAUUUUAUAUGAAAAAUAUCCAACAACCAAUCGUACGAGCUCCCGAAUUAAUCUUUCAUAAUCUUUUGUUCACGUCAUUAUGUAUUGAAUUAUUUGCUUUUGCUUUUUUAUUUCUUAAACUAUUAGUUAUACCAAUAUGUCGACCGAUUGUUCAUCGAUGUAAUAAAACUAUCAAUCGAAAUGGCGAGCACUACAAUGAAGAUGUGUCGAAAAGUACGGAUGAAUGA
Adineta ricciae is the source of this 2709-nucleotide messenger RNA. The record is from the annotation of a GenBank genome assembly. Lineage: Eukaryota; Metazoa; Rotifera; Eurotatoria; Adinetida; Adinetidae.